AUGUACAGGGUUUGGCCCAAAAUAACCUCGAGCUCGCUGUCUGCAUUCCUGAAUUCCCAACUCCUACGGCCGGCCGAGGCCGGGGCCUUACAAGCCAUCACAGGCCCAGGGGCGCGAAAAGGCAGAGGUCCCCGUGGCCCGAGACCACUGUCCCGACUCCAGGAAAGCGCCGCGUCCUCGGGCAGGCCUGGGCCGCCUCUCGCCUCGCCCUCCUCAGGCUGUGCCACCAACACUGUCCCUACGCUUCCCACGUCCCUCCCAGGAUCCCCGGCCGCCAGCCGCACUUACUGCCUAAAGCCCAGACCCCCGCCCUGGCCAAAACGCGAAGCGAACGAACCCGCCCCAACUGGGCGCCGCCAUGUUGGCGAGGGCGGGUCUCCAGAAAGUGAUUUAUGGAUCGUGGACUGUGCUUCCCAGGAUGCCCCGCUGGAGCGCCGGCCUCUCGCGCGGGGCCUUAUGGGAAAUGUAGCUCCUCUGUUCCAAGAGUUUGGGAACUGGAACGGGAGCGGGAAAGGUGAGCUCGCUUACAAGUCGGCUGGAUGGAAUGGCCUCCUUCCCCUAUCUGUGUGUCUACUGCUGACCUGUGGCUUUGCCAAGGCAGGGAAGCUGCUGGUAGUGCCCAUGGAUGGGAGCCACUGGUUCACCAUGCGGUCGGUGGUGGAGAAACUCAUUCUCAGGGGGCAUGAGGUGGUCGUAGAUGCCAGGGGUGAGUUGGCAACUGAGAAGAUCACUGAAUUGCACAGUGAAGACUUAUUCUACCUCGCACACCUUGAGGAUCUGGACCGGGAGUUCGUGGCUUUUGCCAAUGCUCAAUGGGAAGCAGAAGUACGAAGCUUAUUUUCUCUAUUAAUGAGUUCAUCUAAAUGUUUGGAAUUUAGUUUUUCACAUUGCAGGAGUUUGUUUAAUGACCAAAAAUUAGUAGAAUACUUAAAGGAGAGGUCUUUUGAUGCAGUGUUUCUGGAUCCUUUCGAUCUUUGUGGCUUAAUUGUUGUCAAAUAUUUCUCCCUUCCCUCUGUGGUCUUCACCAGAGGAAUAUUUUGUCAUUAUCUUGAAGAAGGUACACAGCGCCCUGCUUCUCUUUCCUACAGCCCUAGAUAUGUCUCAGAGUUUUCAUAUGCCAUGACUUUUAAGGAGAGAGUAUGGAACCACAUCAUGCACUUGGAGGAACAUUUGUUUUGCCCCUAUUUUUUAAAAAAUGUCUUAGAAAUAGCCUCUGAAAUUCUCCAAACACCUGUCACGGAAUAUGAUCUCUACAGCCACACAUCAAUUUGGCUGUUGCGAACGGACUUUGUUUUGGACUUUCCCAAACCCGUGACGUCCAACAUGGUCUUCAUUGGUGGUAUCAACUGCCAUCAGGGAAAGCCAGUGCCUAAGAAGGGCAGGCUGUGUCUUGGAAAAGCAUACAGUUUGCUGAAUCUUGCUGGACAACAGGAGUGGUAG
Piliocolobus tephrosceles (Ugandan red Colobus) is the source of this 1440-nucleotide messenger RNA. RefSeq names its product UDP-glucuronosyltransferase 1-7-like. Gene Ontology annotation, molecular function: UDP-glycosyltransferase activity. NCBI's taxonomy places the organism in Eukaryota, Metazoa, Chordata, Mammalia, Primates, Cercopithecidae. The record is from RefSeq and is a predicted model, not a curated record.